AUGUUUCAACAUAAAUUCGGAGCCAGAGCUCUCAUGAGAGAGGGCGGGAAGUUUUUGGGAGCAGCAGAUAACCCAACGCUAAGGAACAUAGAAGCAAUUCAACAAAUCUCGGACAUGUUAAAGACGUCCUUGGGACCUAAUAGCAUGAAGAAACUCAUUGUAAACCAUAUCGACAAAAAAUUCGUUACCUCAGAUUGCAACACCAUUCUGGCAGAAUUGGAAGUAGUACACCCAGUAGGGAAGAUAGUACUGAGUUCAGUGGAAUCACAAAAGCUCCAGUUCGGAGACGGAAGUAAUACGCUGGUGGCUCUCCUGGGAGAGCUUUUAACAAACGCAGGAGAGUUGUUGCAAGAUGGAGUACACAUUUCAGAUAUCAGAAAAGGAUACGAAAUAGCAUUUAACAAACUAAUGGAACAUUUGCCAAGUCUGGUUUGUUACAAUAUCAAGGAUUUGAGAGAUCAUGAAAGCUUGAGAAGAGUGUUGUACACAGCAAUGAACUCAAAGUUCAGCUAUAUGUCAGAAUUCUUAAGCAAACUAGUUACAGAUGCAGUGAUAUCAGUGAUGCCUACAGAUGUAUCAAUGUUUGACCCUGAAAAUAUCAGAGUGGUGAAACUCACAGGAGGCUCACUGAUGGAAUCUAACUUAGUAAAUGGACUCGUGCUUAUUAGAGAACCUUUGGGGUCCGUAAAGAAGGCAUACAACUGCAGAGUUCUAGUUUUGUCAGUAGGUUUGGAGUUUUCAGGACCCGAAACGAAAGGAACAGUCCUCCUGAAGACAGCUGAACAACUGUUGAACUACACCAAGGGAGAAGAAAGGGAAAUGGAAACAGUAAUCAAGUCAAUAAGUGAUAAAGGAGUUGGAGUUAUUGUAUGUAACGGAGCAGUCUCAGAAAUGGCACUUCACUUCUGUAACAAAUACAAUAUCCUUGUGUUGAAAUUAGUCUCGAAAUUUGACCUCAGGAGAGUCUGUAGAACCACAAGGUCCCAAGCAGUAAUGAACCUUUCCCAACUACUACCACAACCAGCUGAUCUCCAAAAUGGAGAAACCCCAGAAGUAAACGAGGAAUUUGGAUACGUGGAAAGCAUGGAAUUAACUGAAAUUAGCAGCAAGAAGUGUGUCAUAAUAAGAGCAAAGGACUCCAGAGUUAAUACAAUCAUACUUAAGGGAGCAACGAAUAACCAAUUAGAUGAAGUGGAAAGAGGAAUUGAUGACGCAGUAGCAUUGGUAGAUAAUUUAAAAGUGGAUGGAAAGUUUUUACCAGGAGCAGGAGCAGUGGAAUUACAACUUUCAGUACUACUGAAAAAGUUUAGCGACACAGUGUCAGGACUUGAAAGAUACGCGGUUGAAGCCUUUGCAAAAUCUCUACAAGUAGUACCCAAAAUAUUGGCAACCAACGCAGGAGUCGACUGCGAAACACUCCUGACGAAUCUUCUGAGCCUCCAUGAAAAUGGAAAGAUUCAUUCAUGUGUAGAUAUUGAAACUGGAAGCUGCGGAGAUUCCGUUGAGUUGAAAGUAUUCGAUCAUUAUCAAACGAAACAUAAUUUAUUAACACUGUGUUACGAAGCACUGAUGACUAUACUAACAGUAGACCAAAUCAUUGUGGCAAAACCAGCAGGAGGACCAAAACCACCAGGCCAAAAUAACCCAGAUUUCUAA
Theileria annulata is the source of this 1656-nucleotide messenger RNA. RefSeq names its product chaperonin (T-complex protein 1 (TCP1), theta subunit). The record is from RefSeq and is a predicted model, not a curated record. Gene Ontology annotation, cellular component: chaperonin-containing T-complex. Gene Ontology annotation, biological process: protein folding. Lineage: Eukaryota; Apicomplexa; Aconoidasida; Piroplasmida; Theileriidae. Gene Ontology annotation, molecular function: ATP binding; ATP-dependent protein folding chaperone; ATP hydrolysis activity. Bases 1 to 1656 code for a protein of 551 amino acids. The transcript has 2 exons.